CGGAAAAGGGCUAAGCAGAGAUUCUUGGCAUGGGCUUAGCAGGGCAGGAUACCCUGAGAUGUCAUGUCAUGACACGACAUGAGAACAAGCCCAUGAAGAAAGGAAUGUUCAAUAUAUGGGGCUCAAGAUAUAGCCAGGGAAACCGAAAAAGAAGAUAUAAAGAGGAAAAGGGGGCUCGACUGUAAUAAGCCCCGUGUACAACAUCCAACACAAAACGAAUUGUAUGCAACAUAUGCCCGCCCCCCCGCGCAGGAACAAAAAACGGCGUUCACAGGUCUCUUUAACAAUCUCAUGUAUUAUAUAAUGCCUCCUCUCUGGUUUUUUUUGGAGGGUUUUUGACAAAGCAUAUAUACCACGGCAACUAAAGCGUUGCUUGUGAAGGGAAUGGGUAAGCGGGCAAAAGGAUAU
Neurospora tetrasperma FGSC 2508 is the source of this 408-nucleotide messenger RNA. RefSeq lists its product as uncharacterized. The record is from RefSeq and is a predicted model, not a curated record. The transcript has a single exon. The coding region runs from base 30 to 185 and encodes 51 amino acids. Lineage: Eukaryota; Fungi; Ascomycota; Sordariomycetes; Sordariales; Sordariaceae.